AUGGGUGAUCGUAAAGCUGUUAUCAAGAAUGCCGAUAUGUCCGAGGAGAUGCAGCAGGAGGCCAUCGAAUGUGCGACUCAAGCUCUAGAAAAGUAAGUUUUCUGAUAUAUAUCGUAAAUCAUGUUUAAUAUGAACUUUUGUUGAUGUUAACUUAUGCGUUUGAAAUUUGAAAGUUUUUAUGACUUUAGAAUGCUUUUUUUUCGAUUAUUACUUGUUUUACAAGUCUUGUUCAAUUUAUUUUCUUGUUGUUUAUAAAAAUAUUUGUUUACAGAUACAACAUCGAAAAAGAUAUUGCUGCCUACAUUAAGAAGGAGUUCGACAAGAAAUACAACCCCACAUGGCACUGUAUCGUCGGAAGGAACUACGGAUCGUAUGUUACCCAUGAGACCAAGCACUUUAUCUACUUCUACCUUGGCCAAGUGGCUAUUUUAUUGUUUAAGAGCGGUUAA
Messenger RNA from Bursaphelenchus okinawaensis, 449 nucleotides. Lineage: Eukaryota; Metazoa; Nematoda; Chromadorea; Rhabditida; Aphelenchoididae. The record is from the annotation of a GenBank genome assembly.